Molecule: messenger RNA, 1056 nt
Organism: Penicillium bovifimosum
Lineage: Eukaryota; Fungi; Ascomycota; Eurotiomycetes; Eurotiales; Aspergillaceae
Product: U2 snRNP complex subunit HSH49
Exons: 3
Coding region: 1-1056 (351 amino acids)
Biological process (GO): positive regulation of mRNA splicing, via spliceosome
Cellular component (GO): nucleolus; U12-type spliceosomal complex
Molecular function (GO): RNA binding
Source: RefSeq, a predicted model, not a curated record
AUGUCCGGCGCAAGGCAUUGGGAACAAGAUAAAGAGGCAACAGUCUACAUCGGGAACCUUGAUGAGCGGGCAUCAGACAGCCUAGUAUGGGAACUGAUGCUGCAGGCCGGGCGCAUUGUUAACGUCCAUCUUCCUAAAGAUCGAGUCACCCAAUUACAUCAAGGAUAUGGAUUUGUCGAAUUCAUCAGUGAGGAAGAUGCCGAAUAUGCAGCGAAGAUCAUGAAUGGGAUCCGCAUCUACGGAAAACCCAUUCGUGUGAACAAGGCUUCGGCCGAUAAACAAAAGACGGUUGAAAUUGGCGCAGAGCUUUUCGUCGGCAACCUUGAUCCUAUGGUUACCGAACAGGUGCUCUAUGAUACAUUCAGCCGCUUUGGCAAUCUAGUCAAUUUACCCAAAAUUGCUCGUGACGACAACAAUCUCUCCAAGGGAUAUGGAUUUGUUUCCUUCGCCGAUUUCGAAUCCUCAGACGCGGCCAUUGCCAACAUGAAUGGUCAGUACCUGAUGAACAAGCAGGUUUCGGUACAAUACGCAUACAAGAAGGAUGGCAAAGGCGAAAGACAUGGCGACGAAGCGGAGCGAAUGCUGGCAGCCCAGGCGCGCAAACAUAAUGUGCAGCCACCAACCCAGCAAUCUACGCAGUUCCCCGGCGCUGGCCCGGUAGCAGCAACACCGCCUGUCAUGUCGAACACGGACAGUUCUCGGGCCUUGGGGACAAUACCAUUGCAAACGCCCGAUCUAGCCAUUGGCCGGGGUAUGCCACCAGCUAUGACCUACCAGAAUGUUCCCCCUCCGAGUCGACCUGUUCCACCCCCAGUCUCUUCACCACUUAAUACCCCACCUCCUGGACUCCCUGCACGACCCCCGCCUUCCCAAGCUGGCUACGGAGGCCCACAGUCGUUUUUACCAACUGGAUUCAACGGCGCUGGGCAACCGCCCUUCGCCCCACAGGCUGCACCUCCACCUGGUUUUGGCCCGCCUGGAUAUGGACCCCCAGCCGGUAUUCCCCCUGCAUUGCCACCAGGCUUUCAACAGCCCGGAUAUGGAGGCACUCGGUGA